GUUUCUUUCCUCCGUUGCCGUGGAAACGAAAACAAUGAUCCAAAAUCACUCUGGUUUAUUACCGUGACAAAACUACCUCUUUUAAUAAUUUGUUCGUGAAUGAUGGAGACGUUUAAGUUUUUAUACGAACAAGCUUCUCUUGCAUUGAAUGUCAUUCCAUCUGAAAGUAUUAUUUCAAGAAUCGAAGAGGAUCUAAAAUCAAGUAUUCUCAAGUUAUCUGGAGGUCAGUAUACUGAAGAUUGUUGGAGAGCUUUAGGAUGUGCUUUGGCUAAAGAUGUGCACUUACUAGAAUUAGACUGCAGUAAUUGUUUAUUAUCAGAUCAAGGCUUAAUAGAUGUUUUAUCAGGUCUUGAAAAAAAUAGGUUUUUGCUUACCCUUAACUUGAAAGGGAAUAAUAUUAGAAGCUUAGGGACUGAAGCUAUUGGAAAAUUUUUACGUCAUAAUAAUCAUCUACAAAAUUUGUGUUUAGAGUGGAAUGGAGUGGGAAUUUUUCCUGAAAAAUUUGCUAUUUUAUGUGAAGGUUUAAUUUGCAAUAAAGCCUUAAAGUUUCUUGAUUUACGGGAAAAUCAAUUGAAUGAUAUCUGUGCAAAGACUUUGUCUGAUGUGUUAGUUUCAAAAUCAACCCUUCAAAAGCUAGAUUUGCGAUGGAAUAACAUUGGUUUAAUUGGUGGUCGCGCUCUUCUGAGUGCUUUGUCAAGAAACAAGAGCAUUCUUUCUUUAGAAGUAAAUGGAAAUAAUCUGACUAAAGACCUUCAAAACUCCAUAGAAACAAUUGUUUUAGCAUCUGUUGAUAGGUUCUUGUUAACCACUGAACAAACUGAAAGAACAAAUUCUUUGACUUCUAAAUUGAAGGAGGUUCAAGAAGAAAAGUUUCUGCAAUUGCGAUCAAUGAUGGAAGUAUUGGACAAGAAAGAAAAAGAGUCCAGUGACAAUGAAAAAUUGAACUCUUCAAAAAUUACUGAACUUAAAGAAUUAUUAGUGGAAAAAGUUGAAAAUCUUGAAGCUUUAACAUCAAAGGUGAACGAAUUGGAGAAGAGUCUAUCUAUAACAGUUGAAGAACGAAAUAAAUUUGCUCUUUCAUUAAAUGAAUUGGAAAUUAGAAACAAAGAACAUCUUGAAGAGUAUGAAAAAAUUUUAUGCAAAGAAAGAAAAAUGAAAGAAGAAUUAGAGGAAAGGCUGCAGAAAGAAAUAGGUUCUCUUAAACAGGAAAAUUCAUUUUUUAAAAAUCAGAUUCAUGAUUUAAAAAACUUACAAUUACAUCAUGAAGAGAAGAUUGCUAAAUUGCAAACUACUGUUAAAAAACUUGAUACACAAUUUAAAACUGAACAUGAUGCUUAUGAAGAACAGCUUCUAUUUUUGAAAGAGCAACAUUCUGAAAUAUUGCGAGAAGAAAAGUUGUUACACCGAAAAGAGCUUACAAAGCUCAGAGAAGAAUACUUAGAAAUUGAAAAGAACUUACAACAAAAGAUUUUAUUGUUAGGAACUCAAAAAUCAGAACUGGCUGAAGAAUUAAAAGAAAGCAGAGUGAUACUUUUAACUGAGAAAUCUAAAGCUGAAGAAAUUUUGCAUCAGACUGAAAAGAAAAUGAAGUCUGAGCACGAAAUCUUGAAGACCCAAAUGGAAGAAAGAAUUAAAAUUCUUGAAGAUGUUAAUAAGAAUCAAGAAGACCUGUUGAAACAACAUUUACAAUCUAUGUAUACAUUGAAAACUAACUUGACUGCCUUAGACCUAGCCUUGGCUGAAGAAAAACACCGUGAGCAGUAUUUAGAACAGAGACUUGCAGAAAAAGAUGCUGAAAAAGAAGCAGCCAUAGCAAAAGCUAAAUUAGAGUUUAAAGAGCAACUUGAAGAACUGGACAGGUCAAAACUACACAUAGAAGAGCUUAAUGAUACAACUAAUCUUCUGAAACAAAAUAUAAAAGACUUGGAAACAAAACAUCAAGAAGAUUUAGUAUCCAAAGAUGUAGAGAUCCAAAUGUUAAAACUCCAAAUCCAAGAAGAAAAAAAUAAAUUUAACCAGAUCUUGGAAGAAGAAGACAAAAGAACUUUGCAGUUACGAAAUGCUUUUGAAGUAUAUCUGGCUUCUUCUAAUCGAAUUGCCAAAAGUUCUGGUUUUGUGCCAGGUGAUUCAGAUUUAUGAUAAAGAAUUAUUUUUACAUGCGCAAAACAAAACAAUUAUCAAUUUAAAGUUUGCAAAAAAUAAAUAUAUAUUUUUAUAUUAAAUUUUCUCUGCAUAAAAUGAUGU
Molecule: messenger RNA, 2244 nt
Organism: Parasteatoda tepidariorum (common house spider)
Lineage: Eukaryota; Metazoa; Arthropoda; Arachnida; Araneae; Theridiidae
Product: leucine-rich repeat-containing protein 45
Cellular component (GO): centrosome
Molecular function (GO): protein binding
Source: RefSeq, a predicted model, not a curated record